Messenger RNA from Quercus robur (English oak), 1500 nucleotides. Its product is annotated as mitotic spindle checkpoint protein BUBR1. Lineage: Eukaryota; Viridiplantae; Streptophyta; Magnoliopsida; Fagales; Fagaceae. Gene Ontology annotation, molecular function: protein kinase activity. The coding region runs from base 95 to 1246 and encodes 383 amino acids. The transcript has 11 exons. The record is from RefSeq and is a predicted model, not a curated record. Gene Ontology annotation, biological process: meiotic sister chromatid cohesion, centromeric; mitotic spindle assembly checkpoint signaling.
UAGCAAUAACCCAAAACCAAUCUGUGUUUCAAAAUUUGAAUCUUCAUCAAGAAGAAGAAGAAGAAGAAAGAGUAAGUAAUAGUAGCAGGCAGCGAUGGAGGAGGGUCAGAUUCAGAUAGAGAGGUUGGAUCCAGAGACGGAGUUUCUUCUCUCAAAGAGACAGACUGGGAACGAGUGGGAACUUUUCAAAGAAAACGUGAGGCCCUUGAAGAGAGGCAGAAAGGUUCAUCUCUUAAACGAAGCUCUCAAAUCCCACAACGACAAUCAACUCAAGAAAUCUCUGCUUGAGAACCGAAGGAGGUUGAUUGAGGCUAUCGAUGAGCAUCAAGGAGAUGAUCCUCUACACCCAUGGCUCGAGUGUAUUAAGUGGGUUCAAGAAGCAUUUCCAAUGGGAGGAGACUACUCUGGAUUGGUUGUGAUAUAUGAACAAUGUGUGCGCACUUUUUGGCAUUCAGACCGCUAUAAGGAUGAUUUACGCUACCUGAAAGUGUGGUUGGAAUAUGCUGAAAAUUGUAGUGAUGCAGAAAUCAUAUACAGUUUUCUAGAGGCAAAUGAAAUUGGGAAGACUCAUGCUGUGUACUAUAUAUCCUAUGCUUCACACUUAGAAUCCAAGAAUAAGAUGAAACUUGCCAACGAAAUUUAUAAUCUUGGCAUAUCUAGGAAUGCUCAACCACUCGAAAAAUUGAAGGAUUCUUAUAGGAAGUAUUUUGCUCGCUCAAUGAGAAGACCAAAACCAACAGAUGAAGAUACAGUGGAGAAGCGGUUACCAGGACGGAGUUUUGGAACUGUCCUCUCCAGAGGAGAAAAUCGAAUGCAGACCACUGAGAACUCUGAUCUUGUCAAGAAAAAUGUUAGGCCAGAUAGGGCUCAUGCAACUCCGCUCACUAUUUUCAAAGAUAUAAGCAAUGUGGAUCGUCAGCCAGAUACAUCAAAGACAGACUUGAAUUCUUGGCGCACUCUUGGAGCUCGUGCAGAGAGAAAUAAAGAAAAUAAUGCAAUCCCUACCAAGUGGACAACAUACAAGGUUCCUCAGAAACCUGGGUCUAUAACAGGAGGAAUAACUGCCAGUAGUAUUGAGGUUUUUGUCGAUGAAGAAUGUGAAGAAAUUCAUAAGAGGAAUAAUGAGGGGGGUGAUAAGUCGAUGUUGCAACUUAGGCAUGAGGAUGGCCGAGACCUUAAAAAGGAAACGGAGCUACUGAGGGAGAAUCCAUUACGUAAUUUCCCUCCAAACAGCCUUCCGAGAUGAUUAUCAAUCAUUUGUGGUUUUGCUUCUUGCAGUGUUGCAUGAUUUCAUGUGUGGGGGGUCAGCUUUUAUCUCUAAAGCCUGAUCUAUGCUUAUCCAUUUCUUUCAUUCAAUUUGAACCAUUAAAUUUGGAUUGAUUAGUUUUCUUUUUCUUUUUUUCCCCUCUUAAACACUGUUGCAUUGUUGAGCAAGCACGCUGUUUUUGCUCAAUUCACAUUCUUUCUUGAAUGAUUCAAUUUGAAAUAUAAAUUUGGAUU